GUAUCAGCGCUCUUGACUAUCACGAAGCCGCUCAAAAGCGGAUACCCGGUGCAAGGCAUCAUCAACGACACACGCUCCUGACAGGCUCAUAGCUUGGCGCAAUAAGCAUACAGACAGUCAAGUAUUAGUUCGUGAAGCUUCCUGUGGUCAUCGAUAUGGCGGGGCGGCUAUUGAGCCGGCUCGGCCUAAUAGAACUCGGGGCUUCGGCAGCCUGCGCGGCACGGCAGCCUUGGCCGGCCACCACCACAGCUGCGCUGCCCAUGGCGGUUCUCUCGGCGCUACACCCGUGGCGGCUAGCAUGGGUCACACCCUGUGGUGCGCUUCUGCUAUCAACAAGUAGCAGCUCCGGCGGGGCUGCUGGGGCUACGGAGGCCGUGUCCACAUCGGCGCCAUUCGUAGAACCCAGCCCUAGCACCGCCGCGGGUGCGUCGGCCGGAAGCAGCAGCGCUGACAUCGCGGGUCCCUCGGGGGACAGCAAGCCGGACCUCGUAGAAAAGCUGCUGUCUUCAGACGUGCUGGGGAAGGGCGAGCGGCGGCGGUACGAGAGGCAGGCGCUCAUCCGCGAGUUUCAGCGCCACCCGGCCGACACCGGCUCGCCUCAAGUAAUGGUGGCGGUGUGGACUCACCGGGUUCGGGAGCUGGUCAAGCACUUUGAUGCCAACCGCAAGGAGCUGCGGCCCAUGCGCGAGCUGGAGAUCAUGAUGAAUCAGCGGCGGCGGAUGCUGACGUGGCUGCGGCGGGCGGACUUCGAGUCGUACGCCUACGUCAUCAGCAAGCUGGGCCUGCAGGACAUUUACACGUCCGUGGGCAUCUCGGACCGCUACCGUGAGGGGCUGCGCCCGUCCGACCCCGUGAAAGAUGACUCCGUGAACCGCCUGCGCUUCAACUUCCACAAACAGUACAAGCAGAAGAAGACGAAUCUGUGGCAGCGGCUGCGGCCGCAGCUGCUGGCGGAGGACCCGGUUCUGGCGGCGCAGGCGGUGGCGACGGCGGCGGCAGAGAAGCAGCGGCAGACGCAGCAGCGCAACGCCACAUCGCAGCGGCUGCCGGCGCAGUGAGGCGCGUGGCUGUGAGGUGUGUGGUUUCGAGGCGUGUGGUUGUGUUGUGUGUGGCCUGUGGGCGAUGCCGCCCGGGGAGGGGGAGUGCGGUACCGUGGGGUGGCAGAUUGAGGGCGGGGGCAGGGCGCAAGGCGGAGGAGUGCAGCGAAUGGGCGCAGGUGCGCGGCUAGGUUGUGUGCACGUGGGGGCAGGCGAAACCCGACGCGUCCCGCGGGGUUGUUAGGUAGGCUGCGUUUUUCUGCGUUGCUGCUUGGCGUGCGAAGGGUUGCUGCUUGGCGCGAGCGCACACGCAUCUGACGCAACUCAGCUACACGAUGUAGUCAGGUGAAGGGCAGGCAGCCGGCAAGGCCUUACCAUGCGGGUGGCACGCAGCCAGGCACGCCGGCAUAAGUUGUGCUCGUCUUACCAGGGGGCAUUGUAAGCUGUAUGUGUGAUAAAUCAGGCAUUGUAGGACGUGAGAUCGCGGGCAAGCAGGGGGCUCACCCGCGGGCCGCGGCGAGGCCGCCGCCCCGACCGCUGGCGCUAGUGGAAAUGCGGAAUCCAUGUCGUGGGAAAUUGCGAUCGCCCGUGUAGCAGACUAUUGUCU
Chlamydomonas reinhardtii is the source of this 1644-nucleotide messenger RNA. RefSeq lists its product as uncharacterized. The transcript is spliced from 7 exons. Gene Ontology annotation, molecular function: structural constituent of ribosome. Gene Ontology annotation, cellular component: ribosome. Bases 156 to 1058 code for a protein of 300 amino acids. Gene Ontology annotation, biological process: translation. The record is from RefSeq and is a predicted model, not a curated record. Lineage: Eukaryota; Viridiplantae; Chlorophyta; Chlorophyceae; Chlamydomonadales; Chlamydomonadaceae.